AUGAAGUCCUUUAUUGCCCUUUCCCUACUCGCUGCCGCCGCCCUAGGCGCCCCUCAGCUCGUGGCCCGCGACGACGCCACUAAGCCCGUCAAGGAGGCAGACACCUCGCGCGCCGACUGCUGGAAGAGGGACCCCGGCGCGCACCAUAUGCUGCCCCCCACCGCCACACUCAUUGAGGACUGCACCGGCACUAUCGAGUACUGCCUGCGCGGCUUCUACUCUAUGCACGGCGAAGAGUUCGACGACGCCGACGCCUGCCUACGCUCGCGCGACCUCGACCCAGCCACCGCCAUCGACGCCAUGCGCAUCGUGUCCCAAGACGACUUAGACAAAGGCUACAAAGCUCUGAAAAAUGCCAACCAUAUCUACAACCGCUAUAUGAUAAUAACGCUACUCACGCGCACUUUUGUUCCAGAUGAGAUGGAUCAGGAGGCUAACGACUUUAUUGAAAAACUCCGGUUCUCUACUCAGGAGCGUGUGCACCAGGCGCGUGACUUGAUCUCACAGGGAAAGACUCACUAUAAGCUUGCCUUUGGGUCAAAGCACGAUGAGGAGAUUGAGGCGGCCAUCGAGGAGGCAAAGGGCAAGCUAAAUGCCGCGUGGAUCGAGAUCAAGGGCAAGGACACCCAGCAGAUGAGUGAUAUGUUUGACUGGUUCAAGGAACGCUCUGAAGAGAAGUACUUCCAUGACUGGUAA
Messenger RNA from Beauveria bassiana ARSEF 2860, 696 nucleotides. RefSeq lists its product as uncharacterized. The coding region runs from base 1 to 696 and encodes 231 amino acids. The record is from RefSeq and is a predicted model, not a curated record. The transcript has a single exon. Lineage: Eukaryota; Fungi; Ascomycota; Sordariomycetes; Hypocreales; Cordycipitaceae.